Molecule: messenger RNA, 2757 nt
Organism: Oncorhynchus gorbuscha (pink salmon)
Lineage: Eukaryota; Metazoa; Chordata; Actinopteri; Salmoniformes; Salmonidae
Product: basic proline-rich protein-like
Exons: 8
Coding region: 1-2757 (918 amino acids)
Source: RefSeq, a predicted model, not a curated record
AUGACAUCAUAUGGUCCCUGGUAUCUGCCCGGCCCCUCAGGAGCCUCAACUCACCACAACCUCACCCUCACUGCCCCGCUCCCCGACCCAGGAGGCCCCACUCCCCUCAGCCUCACCCUCACUCACCCGCUCCCCGACCCAGGAGGCCCCACUCCCCUCAGCCUCACCCUCACUGACCCGCUCCCCGACCCAGGAGGCCCCACUCCCCUCAGCCUCAGCCUCACUGACCCGCUCCCCGACCCAGGAGGCCCCACUCCCCCGACCCAGGAGGCCCCACUCCCCUCAGCCUCACCCUCACUGACCCGCUCCCCGACCCAGGAGGCCCCACUCCCCUCAGCCUCAGCCUCACUGACCCACUCCCCCGACCCAGGAGGCCCCACUCCCCUCAGCCUCAGCCUCACUGACCCGCUCCCCGACCCAGGAGGCCCCACUCCCCCUCAGCCUCAGCCUCAGAGGCCCCCGCCCCCGACCCAGGAGGCCCCACUCCCCUCAGCCACACUGACCCACGCCCCCGACCCAGGAGGCCCCACUCCACUCCCCUCAGCCCCACCCUCACUGACCCGCUCCCCGACCCAGGAGGCCCCACUCCCCUCAGCCUCACCCUCACUGACUCACUCCCCCGACCCAGGAGGCCCCACUCCCCCGACCCAGGAGGCCCGACUCCCCUCAGCCUCACCCUCACUGACCCACUCCCCGACCCAGGAGGAGGCCCCACUCCCCCGACCCAGGAGGCCCCACUCCCCUCAGCCUCACCCUCAUCGCCCACUCCCCAACCCAGGAGGCCCCACUCCCCUCAGCCUCACUCUCCCUGACCCGCUCCCCGACCCAGGAGGCCCCACUCCCCCGACCCAGGAGGCCCCACUCCCCUCAGCCUCACCCUCACUGACCCGCUCCCCUGACCCAGGAGGCCCCACUCCACUCCCCUCAGCCCCACCCUCACUGACCCGCUCCCCCGACACAGGAGGAGGCCCCACUCCCCCGACCCAGGAGGCCCGACUCCCCUCAGCCUCACCCUCACUGACCCACUCCCCCGACCCAGGAGGCCCCACUCCACCCCUCAGCCUCACCCUCACUGACCCACUCCCCUCACACAGGAGGCCCCACUCCCCGACCCAGGAGGCCCCACUCCCCGACCCAGGAGGCCCCACUCCCCUCAGCCUCACCCACACUGAACCACUCCCCGACCAGGAGGCCCCACUCUCCUCAGCCUCACCUCACUGCCCUGCUCCCCCCGACCCAGGAGGCCCCACUCCCCCGACCCAGGAGGCCCCACUCCCCCCUCAGCCUCACCCUCAUCGCCCACUCCCCAACCCAGGAGGCCCCACUCCCCUCAGCCUCACUCUCCUGACCCGCUCCCCGACCCAGGAGGCCCCACUCCCCGACCCAGGAGGAGGCCCCACUCCCCCAACCCAGGAGGCCCCACUCCCCUCAGCCUCACCCUCACUGACCCACUCCCCCGACCCAGGAGGCCCCACUCCCCCGACCCAGGAGGCCCCACUCCCCUCAGCCUCACCCUCACUGACCCACUCCCACGACCCAGGAGGCCCCACUCCCCCGACCCAGGAGGAGACCCCACUCCCCGACCCAGGAGGCCCCACUCCCCUCAGCCUCACCCUCACCCUCCCACUCCCCCGACCCAGGAGGCCCCACUCCACUCCCCUCAGCCUCACUGACCCGCUCCCCGACCCAGGAGGCCCCACUCCACUCCCCUCAGCCUCACACUCACUGACCCGCUCCCCGACCCAGGAGGCCCCACUCCCCAGACCCAGGAGGAGGCCCCGCUCCCCCGACCCAGGAGGCCCCACCCCACUCCCCUCAGCCUCACCCUCACUGACCCGCUCCCCUGACCCAGGAGGCCCCACUCCCCUCAGCCUCACCCUCAUCGCCCACUCCCCAACCCAGGAGGCCCCACUCCCCUCAGCAUCACCCUCACUGACCUGCUCCCCGACCCAGGAGGCCCCACUCCACUCAGCCUCACCCUCACUGCCCCGCUCCCCCGACCCAGGAGGCCCCACUCCCCUCAGCCUCACUCUCACUGUCCUGCUCCCCGACCCAGGAGGCCCCACUCCCCGACCCAGGAGGCCCCAUUCCCCUCAGCCUCACCCUCACUGCCCCGCUCCCCCGACCCAGGAGGCCCCACUCCCCUCAGCCUCACCCUCAUCGCCCACUCCCCAACCCGAUCCCCACUCCCCACUCCCCUCAGCCUCACCCUCACUGCCCCGCUCCCCCGACCCAGGAGGCCCCACUCCCCUCAGCCUCACCCUCACUGCCCCGCUCCCCGACCCAGGAGGCCCCACUCCCCUCAGCCUCACCCUCAUCGCCCACUCCCCAACCCAGGAGGCCCCACUCCCCUCAGCCUCACCCUCACUGCCCCACUCCCCGACCCAGGAGGAGGCCCCACUCCCCCGACCCAGGAGGCCCCACUCCCCGACCCAGGAGGCUCCACUCCCCGACCCAGGAGGCCCCACUCCACUCCCCUCAGCCUCACUGACCCACUCCCCCAACCCAGGAGGCCCCACUCCACUCCCCUCAGCCUCACCCUCACUGAGCUGCUCCCCCGACCCAGGAGGCCCCACUCCCCUCAGCCUCACCCUCACUGACCUGCUCCCCCGACCCAGGAGGCUCCACUCCCCCGACCCAGGAGGCUCCACUCCCCCGACCCAGGAGGCUCCACUCCCCCGACCCAGGAGGCCCCGCUCCCCGACCCAGGAGGCCCCACUUGAUGCUGCUUUUCACAUCCCAUUGGACAUUUUCUGA